Molecule: messenger RNA, 1755 nt
Organism: Triplophysa rosa
Lineage: Eukaryota; Metazoa; Chordata; Actinopteri; Cypriniformes; Nemacheilidae
Product: trypsin-3-like
Exons: 6
Coding region: 212-1132 (306 amino acids)
Biological process (GO): proteolysis
Molecular function (GO): serine-type endopeptidase activity
Source: RefSeq, a predicted model, not a curated record
GUGGUAUAAAAUGUUUCACAAGAAUUACAGGUAUGUGUUGGUAAAGGUGAACAGGCGUGUUUUAAAAAUACUGACAGCGGGCUGGAAGAAAGAAAACAAGGUGUGACGGAUAAACUUUGCAGUCGGGGCACAAGAAAUCCUAAUGACAGCAGUUCUUGCUUGUCUUGUUAAAAACUUCCCAGAAGGAAAUUAUUAGUUAUACAACAUAAGGAUGACUUUUCAGAUAACUCUGCAUGUUGCGGUUACAAUACUUCUUAACAUAGCAGGCUGUCUCUGUCAGUCAGACGUGUGUGGCCAAGCCCCUUCCAACACUAAGAUUGUUGGAGGGGCCGAUGCGACUGAAGGAUCUUGGCCCUGGCAAGCCAGUAUUCAGACAGCUGGAUCUCAUUUCUGUGGUGGAAGUCUCAUCAAUAAAGAUUGGGUUUUAUCUGCAGCCCACUGCUUUCAGAGCACCACUGCAUCUAAUAUUAAAGUCUAUUUUGGACUUCAGACCUUAUCAGGCUCGAACCCAAAUGCGAUAUCUAUGACAGUAACUCAAAUCAUCAAUCAUCCUGGCUAUACAAAUAGCCUAAAAAACAAUGACAUAGCUCUCCUUAAGCUCUCUUCUUCUGUGACAUUCAACGUUUAUAUUCGGCCGGUCUGUCUGGCGGCUGAUGGCAGCACAUUUGGUGUGGGUACUAAGAGCUGGGUCACAGGAUGGGGGCUACUCAAAUUCGAAGAUACCCAGCUUCCAAACACACUGCAGGAGGUGCAGAUACCGAUUGUGAGCAACACUGAUUGUAACCAAGCUUAUCAAGGUAGCAUUACUAGCAACAUGUUGUGUGCUGCCGCAGGGGGCAAAGACUCAUGCCAGGGAGAUUCUGGAGGUCCAAUGGUCUUUCAGAACGCCACCCUGUGGGUUCAGUCAGGGAUUGUGAGUUUUGGUCAUAAGUGCGCUGUUGCCGGCUAUCCUGGUGUGUACGCCAGGGUGUCCCAAUACCAGUCUUGGAUCAGCUCUUACAUAAGCAGUGAUCAGCUUGGAUUUGUCUAUGUUAACUCUACUGGAUCCAGUUCAUCUUACACUCUUUUGUCUUCUGUUUCUCACACAUUCUUCAUCAUCUCCCUCAUCUUCUCCCUUUAUCUCUUUGUUUAAAAACUCUACAAUAAGGGUAAAAUAAUGAUAAUGUUUGCUGCUUGCACUCCUAAAUCAUUGAAGGUUUUGAUUUUGUCAUUUCUGAUCAACGUUUGUUUAAAGAUACUAAAACCGAUUCAUUUUCACAAAAUACCUCUAUAAUAGAAAACGUGAGACUGUCACUUUUUUCAUUAACACAAUAUCUUAAAUAAUACUUUGGUUUUGUUAAUAUGAAUUUUUAUUUAUUAUUAUUUUGUUUGAUUACAAUUAUGAUUGAAAUUAUUAAGAGCUUUAGUAGGCAGUACUACAACAAAAAUCCAAAUGUUAAGUAGUCACGUAUGCACUUACAUAUUUGCCAGCCUUGCCAGAUAAGAUGAUGUGAAAUUUAACAGUAAUGUGUACAGUUAAUGUGAUAAAAUUAAAUUCUACCUUGAAAUUCUGUGGUGAAACCUAACUGCAAUUAAGUUGUACUGUGAAUUAACAUUGUAUAAUUAUCUGUCGGACAGAAUAAAUUAUGUGACAUCUACUGCAUUACUCUUUGCAGACUCUGCUCUUUUGCACCCCGUCUGCUGAAUCAGUCCUUUCUAACACAAGUACAGAAUGUACGGGGAUCUUUGAGUACAAUAAUAAACAUUUCUGUUUUG